AGAAUUCUACAAUUGGAAUAGAGUUUUUCUUCGAUACUGUGAUGGGGCGUCUUUUCUAGGAGAUACUGAACAAGAUGAUAACGGGCGCCUCGUCCAAUUUAGGGGGUCAAGAAUCUUUAGUUCUGCAAUGGAUGAGCUGCUGCAAAAAGGAAUGAAAAAUGCAGAAAAUGCUCUUCUUACUGGUUGUUCGGCAGGUGGAUUAGCGACUAUACUACAUUGUGAUGAAUUCAAAUCACUUCUACCGAAUGCUAAGAGAGUGAAAUGUGUUGCGGAUUCUGGUUUUUUCAUUCGAGCAAAGGACUUCCCUGGUGCAGAAGGCCGGGAAAAGAAUUUCAGAAAUGUGAUUGAUUUCCAUAAAUUAUACGAUAUAUUGCCUAAGUCAUGCACCUCGAAAGUGAAUGUUAGUUUGUGCCUUUUUGCCGAAUAUUUGGUUGGAGAUGUUCAGACACCACUCUUCUUAUUGAACCCCAUUUUCGACUCAUAUCAGGUAAAAUAUUUGAGCCCUAAUCCUCCUGAGCUUGAGGGUUGGAACACUUCUUGCAUCAAUGUUACAGCUAUUCCGGCGCCUCCUCCUACUCCAAAUACCUGCACACCACCUCAAAUGAAAUUCAUCAAGGAUUUUGGGGCUACAUUCUUAGAUGCAAUAAAUGGACUUCCUGAUAAUCCAUCA
This is a messenger RNA of Salvia miltiorrhiza (redroot sage), 670 nucleotides long. Its product is annotated as pectin acetylesterase 8-like. Gene Ontology annotation, biological process: cell wall organization. NCBI's taxonomy places the organism in Eukaryota, Viridiplantae, Streptophyta, Magnoliopsida, Lamiales, Lamiaceae. The annotation marks the transcript as partial. The record is from RefSeq and is a predicted model, not a curated record. Gene Ontology annotation, molecular function: pectin acetylesterase activity. The transcript is spliced from 8 exons. Gene Ontology annotation, cellular component: plant-type cell wall.